This is a messenger RNA of Melanaphis sacchari, 956 nucleotides long. It is a transcript of the gene mRpL24, whose product is annotated as probable 39S ribosomal protein L24, mitochondrial. Gene Ontology annotation, molecular function: RNA binding; structural constituent of ribosome. The coding region runs from base 127 to 891 and encodes 254 amino acids. The transcript is spliced from 5 exons. Gene Ontology annotation, cellular component: ribosome; mitochondrion. NCBI's taxonomy places the organism in Eukaryota, Metazoa, Arthropoda, Insecta, Hemiptera, Aphididae. The record is from RefSeq and is a predicted model, not a curated record. Gene Ontology annotation, biological process: translation.
UAUUUUGUUCAUAAUACUUGUAGCAUAUUAAAAUAUUUUAUUCAUAGACAUAAGAUAAUACGAUAAUUGUGCAUUCGUGCUACGAAUUUGGGUGUUAGGACGUCGUGUCGUUCGUAUUAUUAUACGAUGAGGCUUACGGAAUACCUGAGAGACUUUAAGAAAGUCGGAGAAUUGACGAAAAAGUAUGCGAAUUUACCGGAUUCUUACAUCAAGCGUAGCAUGGAAAAGAUUGUAUGGAAAACGCCACAGAACAAUCCUCGUUACUUGCCAAGGACGGUUAAAAAGAAAAAAUAUCAUUUUUCUGAGCACAGGCCUUGGUCGAUGCCAUUUCAAAGUCAAAACAAUUUUGGCGAGUUAAAGCCAAAAGUAUUUUUGGAACCAAUCAAAGAUUGGUCAAUUUUUAAAGGAGAUAGAGUCGAAAUUUUGGUUGGACCUGAUAAGGGAAAACAGGGAAUCGUUGGACAGGUGAUCCAAGAACGCAAUUGGGUAAUUGUUGAUGGUUUAAAUUGUGAAUUAGAAGAAGUUUCUCAUUAUAAAGGACACUUAUCAAUGGUUCAAAUGAAAGAAAUUCCACUAUUAGUAACUAGUGAGGUUGCAUUAGUAGACCCGUCAGACUUACAAGGCUGUACUGUUGAAUGGAGAUUUACAGAGAAUGGUGAUAAAGUACGAGUGUCUUCCAGAAGUGGAAAAAUAAUUCCAAUUCCAUCAUUAGCAAAGCAAACUUAUGAUUACAAAACACCAAAUACUUAUAAAGAAAGUGAAAAAGAUACUUCAGCAGACGAUAUAAAAAAAAUAACUUUUGCACCUUUAUUGAAAACAUUUGAAAUGGAUAUCAUGGAUGAAAUGGAUAUCAAAGAAGAUAGAGUACCAGCUCCAACUUAUUGGUAUUGAUUGUGUAAAAUUGAAUUAGUAUAGAAAUCUUUUAUAAUAAAUUUGAGCAUUUUGAGUUUAAUUCA